AUUAAUUUUUAUCUGCUCGUCAUGGAGCAGAAAAGACAUGGAGCAUCGAGGGAGCAAUGGCGGGGGAUUGCUUUCAUUGUUUUAUUAAUUUUGCAGUGGAGCAGAGCUUCGGCGCAGAUCAGAUAUUCCAUCGCCGAGGAAGUUAAAGAAGGAACUGUUGUUGGGAAUAUAGCCAAAGAUUUGGGAUUGGAGACGAACGCUCUGAAAGAGCGAGGAUGUCGUAUUGUUGAGGGUUCAACAGAGUCAUUUUUUCAUGUAAACCAGAAUGAUGGGAUAUUGUAUGUGGGCCGAAUAAUUGACAGAGAGAAGGUCUGUGAACGGAGCAGUGUGUGCUUGAUCAACCUAAAAACUGUGCUGGAAAACCCUCUUGAAAUUCAUUAUGUGACCGUAGAGGUGCUGGAUGUGAACGACCAUUCUCCCAGCUUCUCCACGAAAGAGUCGCGGCUCGAAAUUUCAGAAUCAGUUUUACCAGGUUUGCGCCUACACCUGCAAGCAGCACCUAAUGAUCAUUUUCGUUUAGAAGUCAAAGAUCGUGGAAAAGAUGGGAAAAUACCAAUAUUAGUUUUACUAAAGACGCUAGAUAGGGAAAAAAAGAAAAGCCAUAAAUUGCUUCUGACAGCUAUUGAUGGAGGCAAACCAAGUAAAUCUGGAACAACUCAGCUGUUUGUUGACGUCUUAGAUGUUAAUGAUAAUAUGCCUGUUUUCAACGAAGAAACGUACUCAGUGCGUUUAGAAGAAAAUGCUCCAAUUGGCACAACAAUUAUACAAGUUAAUGCCUCUGAUUUAGACGAAGGAUCCAAUGGUGAGAUUAUCUAUUCGUUAGGAAAAAAUGUGAAUAGCAGAAUACGUGAACUGUUUCGUGUAGAUUCAAAUACAGGUGAAAUUAUUGUUCAAGAUCUGAUAGACUUUGAAUCAGAGGAAAGUUAUCAGAUUGAUAUACAGGCGUCUGAUAAAGGAUCAGCUCCUUUAAGGACAGAUAAAAGUGUGUCUGUGAAUAUUGUUGAUUUGAAUGAUAACACCCCGCAGAUAGAGGUUACGUCAUUUUCAAGGGCAAUACCAGAGGAUGCAAGACUGGGAACCACUGUGGCAUUAAUCAGUGUCUUUGAUAAAGACUCUGGUCUUAACGGGAAAGUUAUUUGCUCAUUUAAUGAGGAUGUCCCUUUCACAUUAUCGCCUUCAACGCAGGAUAACAUGUAUUCUAUAGUCACGAAAUCGCCUUUGGAUAGAGAGAAGCAAUCCAUAUAUGAUGUUACAAUUGUUGCAAAAGAUGCAGGUGUACCAUCGUUGUCUUCUGAAAAAGGCAUUACUAUUGUUAUAUCAGAUGUGAAUGAUAACAGUCCAGAGUUUUCAGCGAGCCCUUACACAUAUUAUGUUACAGAGAACAACUCUCCAGGAGCUUCACUGUUUUCUGUGAGGGCAUCAGACCAUGACGAGGGCGAUAAUUCUCGUAUCUUAUAUCAUAUGCUGAGAGAUGGAAAAGAAAAUACUAAAAUAAAUUCAUUCAAUUUAAACAUAAACUCUGAUAAUGGAGACAUUAUGGCGCUAAAAAUUUUUGACUUUGAAACACUGAAAACUUUCCAAUUCCACGUUGUUGCCUCAGAUUCUGGAACUCCGUCACUAAGCAGCAACGUCACAGUGAACGUGUUCAUUCUGGAUCAGAACGACAACGCUCCAGUCAUCCUGUAUCCAGUCAGCUCUAAUGGUUCUGCUGAAGGUGUGGAGGAGAUUCCCCGCAACGUGAACGCAGGACACUUGGUGACUAAAGUCAGAGCCUAUGACGCUGAUAUAGGAUAUAACGGCUGGUUACUGUUUUCACUGCAGGAAGUUACUGACCACAGUCUCUUUGGUUUGGACCGCUAUACAGGACAGAUCAGAACACUUCGCUCAUUCACAGAGACAGACGAGGCUGAGCAUAAACUGGUCAUACUGGUCAAAGACAAUGGGAACGUUUCACUCUCAGCAACAGCUACUGUGAUUGUCAAACUUGUGGAGCCCAAAGAAGCUUUUGCAGCUUCUGAUGUGAAAAGUUCAGCAAAAGCAGAUGAGGAAAAUAAUGUGACUUUUUACCUGAUGAUAACUUUGGGCUCAGUUUCAGCACUUUUUCUCAUCAGUAUCAUCGUGCUGAUUGCAAUGCAGUGCUCAAAAUCCACAGACUAUACUUCUAAAUAUCUACAAGAGCCUAAUUAUGAUGGAACACUGUGUCACAGCAUCCAGUACAGAUCUGGAGACAAACGCUACAUGUUAGUUGGACCCAGAAUGAGUAUAGGAUCUACUAUAGUCCCGGGCAGCCAUGCGAAUACACUAGUGCUCCCUGACAGGAGGAGAACAUCUGAGGAGGAGAGGUGA
This is a messenger RNA of Seriola dumerili (greater amberjack), 2346 nucleotides long. RefSeq names its product protocadherin alpha-8-like. Bases 22 to 2346 code for a protein of 774 amino acids. The transcript is spliced from 2 exons. Gene Ontology annotation, biological process: homophilic cell-cell adhesion. Gene Ontology annotation, molecular function: calcium ion binding. NCBI's taxonomy places the organism in Eukaryota, Metazoa, Chordata, Actinopteri, Carangiformes, Carangidae. Gene Ontology annotation, cellular component: plasma membrane. The record is from RefSeq and is a predicted model, not a curated record.